AUUUUUGUAUUACCAUGACAUCCAAGGAAAGAGCAAUAUUUCUAGGCAACUUCUGCCAUCCGUGUCUUGGAAUCCAGUCACCAUGUAAAAAAUAUCACUGCCCUGAGACCACCCACCAUGCUGUUCAGAAGCCCGAGCAAGUGAAGUCACCGUAUACUAGAACAAAUAAAGCUUGGAAUUCUGAACGUGUAAUGCUGGAGCCAGGACCAACUGCAAAGAUCCUUUGGCAUUGUGCUGUCAAGGAAACUGAGGUACACUGUUCCGAGAUGAAUUUAUAUGCCUCUUCAGAAGACCUGGUGGGAUUGUGCACCAGCUGUCUGCAGUGAGGGUCAACUCAAUAAUGUGUCCUUACAAUCCCUUUUUCUCCAUCUCUAACUCGCUUCAUUGACCCCUCACUCUGGCUCUCUGAACAAAUUCCU
This is a messenger RNA of Chlorocebus sabaeus (green monkey), 419 nucleotides long. RefSeq lists its product as uncharacterized. NCBI's taxonomy places the organism in Eukaryota, Metazoa, Chordata, Mammalia, Primates, Cercopithecidae. The record is from RefSeq and is a predicted model, not a curated record.